AUGCUUUGUGGGGACGUUGACAAGUGGAUCCAAGAUGGCGUAGAAAGUAAUGACAGGAUUUGGAUGAAGUGGAUCACCCAGGAACUACAGUGCUGGUGCGAUGUGCAAGAAAUUAUAAAGAGCUCUGAUGGGCUAUUUGGGUGAUACCCAGUGCAGUGAACUGCAGGGUUUUUGUUCCUGAGUCAUGGAAGACAGCAGAGCUGAGAAGUCAUGUGAACGAGCCUGUGAGUCCCUGCAGAGGCAGGACUAUGAGAUGGCCCUCAGGCACUGCACAGAGGCCCUGCUUUCUCUCAACCAGUCUCCCAUGGCCGACUUCCCCGGGCCGUGUCCUCUGGAGAUAGAACGCAUCAAGAUCGAGAGUCUUCUCUACAGAAUCGCCUCAUUUUUGCAGCUGAAAAACUACGGGCAAGCUGAUGAAGACUGUAGGCAUGUGCUGGGAGAAGGACUGGCCAAGGGCGAAGGGGCCUUCCGGGCCAUGCUUUGCUGCAUGCAGCUGAAGGGAAAGUUGCAGCUGGUCUCCGCCAUCCUCGCCAAGUCUCUGACUGGAGAGUCCCUGAAUGGGAUGGUAACAAAAGAUUUGACGAGGCUGAAAUCACUUCUCGCCGAAACCGAGACAGCAACUAGUAACGUCCUCUCUGGAUAUCAUGUGGAAGACUUAGAUGAGGGGUCUUGUAAUGGGUGGCAUUUCCGCCCCCCACCUAGGGGAAUCACAAGCAGCGAGGAGUAUACUUUGUGUAAAAGAUUUUUAGAGCAAGGAAUCUGUAGGUAUGGUGCCCAGUGUACUUCAGCACAUUCCCAGGAGGAGCUAGCAGAGUGGCAGAAAAGAUACGCCUCACGGUUGAUCAAACUGAAACAGCAAAAUGAGAACAAACAGCUCUCAGGCACUUACAUGGAAGCCUUGAUAGAAAAGUGGAUGAAUUCAUUAUCUCCUGAGAAAGUGCUUAGUGAGUGUAUAGAAGGGGUGAAGGUUGAACAUGACCCUGACCUGUCCGUUACGGUCAGCACCAAAAAAUCCCACCAGACAUGGACCUUUGCUCUCACCUGUAAGCCCGCAAGAAUGCUGUCUCGUGUAGCAUUGCUUUAUGAUGCUCAUCGUCCUCAUUUUAGUAUCAUUGCAAUAUCUGCCGGAGAUAGUACUACCCAGGUAUCACAAGAAGUCCCAGAAAACUGUCAAGAAUGGAUAGGAGGAAAGAUGGCCCAAAAUGGAUUAGAUCAUUACGUGUAUAAAGUCGGGAUAGCAUUUAACACAGAAAUAUUUGGAACUUUUCGCCAAACCAUAGUUUUCGACUUUGGAUUGGAACCAGUACUCAUGCAAAGAGUAAUGAUUGAUGCAGCUUCUACAGAAGAUCUCGAAUACCUGAUGCAUGCAAAACAACAGCUAGUAACCACAGCCAAGCGUUGGGACUCUUCUUCUAAGACUAUUAUAGAUUUUGAACCUAAUGAAACUACUGAUUUGGAGAAGAGCCUUCUUGUCAGAUACCAAAUCCCACUGUCCGCUGACCAGCUGUUUACCCAGUCCGUUUUAGACAAGUCAUUGACCAAGAGCAACUAUCAGUCGCGGCUGCAUGAUCUUCUUUACAUUGAGGAGAUAGCCCAGUAUAAAGAAGUUAGCAAGUUCAACCUUAAAGUGCAAUUGCAGAUUCUAGCAAGCUUCAUGCUCACUGGAGUUUCUGGAGGGGCAAAGUAUGCUCAGAAUGGACAACUUUUUGGUCGUUUUAAGCUUACUGAGACACUUUCUGAAGAUACUUUGGCUGGACGACUGGUGAUGACCAAAGUCAAUGCUGUGUAUUUAUUACCAGUCCCUAAAGAGAAGUUAGUACAGACCCAGGGAACCAAAGAGAAAGUUUUUGAAGCUACUAUUGAAGAGAAAACAAAAGAAUAUAUAUUUUUAAGGAUAUCCAGGGAAUGCUGUGAAGAACUUCAUCUUCGGCCUGAUUGUGAUACACAGGUUGAACUUCAGUUUCAGUUAAAUCGAUUACCCCUCUGUGAGAUGCAUUAUGCACUAGACAGGAUCAAGGACAAUGGGGUUUUGUUUCCAGACAUCAGUAUGACUCCUACCAUACCGUGGAGUCCCAACAGACAAUGGGAUGAGCAGUUGGAUCCUCGACUUAAUGCAAAACAGAAAGAGGCUGUUCUGGCCAUCACCACUCCACUUUCAAUACAGCUGCCGCCUGUCCUAAUCAUCGGGCCCUACGGAACGGGCAAAACCUUCACCCUCGCUCAGGCCGUCAAGCACAUACUGCAGCAGCCAGAGACCAGCAGGAUUCUCAUUUGCACCCAUUCUAAUAGUGCUGCUGAUCUCUACAUAAAGGAUUAUUUACAUCCAUAUGUAGAAGCAGGCAAUCCCCAGGCGAGACCUCUCAGGGUAUAUUUCAGAAAUCGCUGGGUGAAGACUGUCCACCCAGUUGUGCAUCAGUACUGUCUGAUCUCAAGCGCACAUUCCACCUUUCAGAUGCCACAGAAGGAGGAUAUCCUCAAACACCGCGUGGUGGUCGUUACCUUGAAUACUUCCCAGUACCUCUGUCAGCUGGACCUUGAACCUGGGUUUUUUACGCACAUUCUGUUAGAUGAAGCUGCCCAGGCCAUGGAGUGUGAAACUAUUAUGCCUCUAGCAUUAGCAACUAAAAGCACUCGGAUUGUCUUGGCUGGUGAUCACAUGCAGCUCAGUCCUUUUGUUUACAGCGAGUUUGCCAGGGAGAGAAACCUUCAUGUUUCAUUACUUGAUCGACUCUAUGAGCAUUAUCCUGCUGAGUUUCCAUGUAGGAUCCUCCUGUGUGAGAACUACCGCUCCCAUGAAGCUAUCAUCAAUUAUACUUCUGAGCUUUUUUAUGAGGGUAAACUGAUGGCCAGUGGAAAGCAGCCAGCACACAAGGAUUUCUAUCCAUUGACUUUCUUCACAGCGCGAGGGGAGGAUGUGCAAGAGAAAAACAGCACUGCUUUUUACAACAAUGCAGAGGUAUUUGAAGUGGUGGAGCGUGUGGAAGAGUUAAGAAGGAAGUGGCCAGUAGCAUGGGGGAAGUUGGAUGAUGGCAGCAUUGGUGUGGUAACUCCGUAUGCUGAUCAGGUGUUUAGAAUCCGUGCUGAACUUCGAAAAAAGAGGUUAUCUGAUGUGAAUGUAGAAAGGGUGCUAAACGUUCAAGGAAAGCAGUUCAGAGUUUUGUUUCUUAGCACAGUACGUACAAGACAUACAUGUAAACAUAAACAGACACCAAUUAAAAAGAAAGAGCAACUUCUGGAAGAUUCCACAGAGGACUUAGAUUAUGGUUUUUUAUCUAACUACAAGCUACUCAAUACUGCCAUCACAAGAGCACAGUCCCUGGUUGCGGUGGUGGGGGAUCCCAUUGCUCUGUGCUCUAUUGGAAGAUGCAGGAAAUUUUGGGAGCGGUUUAUUGCACUGUGUCAUGAAAAUAAUAGCCUGCAUGGGAUCACUUUUGAGCAGAUCAAAGCUCAAUUGGAGGCUUUAGAACUGAAGAAGACUUAUGUGUUGAAUCCACUGGCACCUGAAUUUAUCCCCCGGGCUCUGCGACUACAGCAUGCGGGGAGCGUCAGCAAACAGCAGCAGUCACCACCCAAGGGGAAAAGCCUCCAUCAUGCACAGAAUGAUCAUUUCCAGAAUGAUGGGAUUGUUCAGCCCAAUCCUUCCGUACUUAUUGGCAAUCCUAUUAGAGCAUUUACUCCUCCACCCCCUCUUGGACCUCACCCAAAUUUGGGAAAAUCUCCAAGCCCCGUUCAAAGGAUAGAUCCUCACACUGGGACGAGCAUUCUUUAUGUACCUGCUGUCUAUGGAGGGAAUGUAGUUAUGUCGGUGCCUUUACCUGUACCAUGGACAGGAUACCAGGGUAGGUUUGCAGUUGAUCCUCGAAUCAUUACGCACCAGGCAGCAAUGGCCUACAAUAUGAACCUGCUGCAGACACAUGGGCGGGGCUCUCCUAUACCGUAUGGCCUUGGGCAUCACCCUCCAGUCAGCAUAGGGCAGCCACAGAGCCAGCAUCAGGAGAAGGAGCAGCAUGAGCAGAAUCGGAAUGGUAAAAGUGAUACAAGCAAUCCUGGAGCUGAAAUUCCUAAGAUUCGAACCCCAGAGAAAAAGCCUGCAGACCCGAAGCAGGUUGAUCUGGAAUCAAAUCCACAGAACAGAAGUCCGGAAUCACGCCCUGGUGUUGUUUAUCCAAAUGCCAAAUUUCCUCGCAAAGAUAAUCUCAACCCCAGACAUAUAAAUCUCCCUCUCCCGACUCCCCCUGCGCAGUAUGCAAUCCCUAAUCGCAGCUUUCAUCCGCUCCCCCAGCUCCCGAGACCACCAUUUCCAAUUCCACAGCAGCACACCCUGUUAAAUCAGCAGCAGGGUAGUUUGCCUGAGCCACCGAAUCAGGUGCCACCACAGCCAAAUCAGCUGGUCCAGCCACAGAGUCCGUUGGAUCAACAGAGCCAGCAGCCUCCUCCUCAGCUUUCUCCUGCGUACCAGGCAGGACCCAGCCCUGCUUACUUUAGUGGGGCAGUUGCUCACAGACCCCAGACUCCUCCUGCUGAGGCCGUGCUUCCUGAGCAGCAGCCCCCUCCCAUGCUGCAGGAAGGCCACAGUCCCCUGAGAGCCAUCGCCCAGCCGGGCCCCAUCCUUCCUCCGCACCUGAAUAACUUCAUUGAUGAGAAUGCACCGGGACUGCCUUUAGGGGAGGCUUUGGAUCGCGUACAUGGGAAUGUAGCUCUGGAGACAUUGAGGCAGCAGCAAGCUCGGAUACAGCAGUGGAGUGAGCAUCAGGCCUUUCUUAGUCAGGGCAGUAUUCCAUACCCACACCAUCAGCAUCCUCACCUCCAGCAUCUCCCUCAGCCGCCCAUCGGAUUACAUCAGCCACCAGUGAGGACAGACUGGAAGCUCGCCAGCAGCGCAGAAGAUGAAGCCGAAACGACGUACAGCAGGUUUCAAGACUUGCUCAGAGAGCUGUCCCAUCGUGAUCCGAGUGAAACCCGGGAACUAGCUGAAAUGCCGCCACCUCAGUCAAGACUUUUGCAAUACAGACAAGUUCAGACUAGAAGCCCACCAGCAGCCCCUUCUCCCCCGUCCAGCACAGAUCACAGUAGCCACUUUUCUAACUUUAAUGACAGCAGCAGAGACAUUGAAGUAGCCAACAGCCCAGCAUUUCCACAACGCCUCCCACCCCAAAUAUUCAGCUCGCCUUUCUCCCUGCCUUCGGAGCACCUGGCCCCUCCCCCCCUGAAGUACCUGGCACCUGAGGGAGCAUGGACUUUUGCUAACUUACAACAGAAUCACUUGAUAGGGUCGAGCUUUCCCUAUGGCCUACCUCCAUUGCCUCACCGGCCACCACAGAACCCUUUUGUACAAAUCCAGAAUCAUCAACAUGCUAUUGGUCAAGAGCCUUUUCACCCACUGUCAUCUCGAACAGUAUCUUCUUCUUCGCUCCCUAGCUUAGAAGAGUAUGAGCCCAGAGGACCCGGUCGGCCCUUGUACCAAAGAAGAAUCUCAUCCAGCUCAGCCCAGCCUUGUUCUGAAGAAGCAAGCACUCCUCGAGACAGUCUGGCUCAGUGCAAAGAGCUCCAGGACCCCGGGAACCAAGCUUCUUUCAGCUUCUCCCCAGAGUCCUGGGCAGACAACACCUCAUCUGCCCCCUAUCAGAACAUUCCGUGCAAUGGAUCCAGCAGGACAGCCCAGCCCAGAGAGUUGAUAGCUCCGCCCAAGCCUGCCAAGCCCCCUGAGGAGCCUGCCGAACCCGAGAACCUCGAGGUGGCCAGCCCCUUCAACUACAGCAUGCUGCAGCACCUCGGCCAGUUCCCGCCACUGCUGCCUCACAAGCAGGUGGCCGAGGCGGCCGCUGCGGCGGCGGGCAGUGGCGGCAGCAGCGGUCCGCAGAGCUCCGCGUCCAGCAAGCCGGCCAUGUCCUAUGCCAGCGCCCUGCGCGCCCCGCCCAAGCCGCGGCCGCCACCGGAGCAGGCCAAGAAGGGCAGCGACCCGCUGUCCCUGUUCCAGGAACUGAGCCUGGGCAGCUCGCCGGGCAGCAACGGCUUCUAUUCGUAUUUUAAAUAAUCGCUCAGUUUCCUCCUGGGAAAGCUUUUCAUUUCUGUUUGUUAUCAGUAGAGGUAAGGUAGUGGACUUCACUCGUAGGUGCAUCGUGCCCUUUGUUUUAAUAUCCAAUAUGUCCUCACUUAAUUGCUUUGCUGCUAGACUUGCAACUAAUUUUUUAAAAGUAUAUUCCAUUAUUUUGCAUUUUUGAUGUGAGUCAGAAUUUUGACAGCUUUUAUGUAGAAUAAAAAAUAUUUUUAAAUUUGUGUAUUGUUACAUAUGUCUGCAUCAAGCUAGCAGCUAAGAGGUUAACUGUGCAACUAUGAAAAAAAAAAAGAAAAAAAAACUUUGUCUAAAAUUUAUUUAAAAAGAAAAAAAAUUGUAAGUAGCAUUUACAUUUAUUCAAUAAUAUUACCACAUGCUGGGUUUCUGUACCAGAAAUGGCCAGUGGAUGUACAAAAUGUAUGUUAUUUUUGCUUAAAUUCAUUUAAAGUUUUUUAAAAUAAAGGGGCAGCAUCUUCUAAAUACUUUUAAGUUUUAUCAGCUUUUUUUUUUUUUUUUUUUGGUGACAGGAUGCUGCAUUCUAAAACUUUCUAGUUUUAGACGACGUAUGACUUGCUGUUGUAAUCUCCAUCCACUGUAGGAUAGAGGUAAAGGCAUUCUUCACAGUGUAUUUCACAUGCCACUGGUUUUUUUUUUUUUUUUGAAACACACACAGACAAAAAAAAAAAAAAACAGUGGCAUAGUUGGUUAUUUUUUGGACAAGCUAUACUUCAAGCUUGUUUUUAAAUGUUAAUUUGAUAGUUUUUUUUUUAAACAAAUCAUGAAGCUGAAAAAUUUUUAGGAUUGUUGGUGCUUAGUAGACUUGAUAACUAUUUUAAAAUUGCGUGAAUUUAGUAAAAAUCCUUUUCUUUUCCCCCUCACUAUGCAUGUGUAAAUGUUUGUAACCCAGCUUUCCCUCCUCCGCCAGUGGUAUCAAAAAUUGUGCCACCUUAAGGUUUGUUUUAUUUUUUUUUUCCUCCCUCCAGUAAAACAUUUUGGUACAUUAUUUGAUGUUUACAUUAAAAUGUGACAUUAUAUAUGGCAAUUCAGAUAUUUUGCCAGCUGUUUUGUGUGAGGAACAUCAUUAAAGAAGAAACACAAUAUCAAAAAUACAUCACAAUUCAUCAAAAUCUGGGACAAAAAAAAAAUACCCUUGCUUCUGAAGUCUUUGAUUCUUCCAAAAUGCCAUUAUUGAACUUGUACAAAAAUAUGAAAUUUCAGUCUCAGCGUUGUUUUGAAUGGACUUGGGCAACAUUGAGAGGAGAGCGUUUCCCUGCCUAUACCGCACGCAGUGCUGCGUGUCGGCGGCAUUCUCCCCGUCCGGUAGUCAUGCUUUUGUGUCUUAGAGCUGAAAGCUAGACGCUCAUCUUGGCGUUUUUUUAUGUGAGGUGAGGCUGGGCCACGCUUCGGGUCCCAGUCCUCAUGGCUGGGCUACGCAAAAGCAGACAUUGGGGAGACUACUACUGUUAGGCCAUCUUCCAUUCACAGCAGUUUCCUAACCAGAUUGAAAAGUGGCAAGGGUAAAGAAAAUCAUGUUUCUGACUUGACUGGAGUUUAGUUCAGGUUGGCCAGCUGCAACCUCCAGAUGUUUGGGGAUAGAAGAGUGCCUUUGGCUAAAGGUCAGUAAGCUGCAGGACACACGAAGCCUACUGCUGUUAUUCAUUCCUGCCCUUUGGACCCGAGUGCAGUUCAUCUGUGUGUGGCUUUGUAUUGCAGGCUAUGGGUCUCUGUGUGAGGUGGCAGGUGUAUUCAUGGUCAGUAUAAAUCGCAGUUGGAAAGUGAGGGCGGCAAGCCACUGUGCUAGGCUUCCUCUGUAUGGCAUCAGAUGACAAGAUGUAGCAAUAUCAAAUGUUACUCAGAAGAAGUGUUUGCCCAAGAGGCUGUGCUUUUCCGAUGCUGUGACAAAGCUCAAGGCGUGGAUCUUCUGGUGAGAAGGUGUCCAUGAGAAAUGAUUUUCCCAUUAGCAAUGAUUUCCCCCCAUACACACACACCAAAUAUGAAGAUAGUUCAAAAAGGGUAGUGGAACCAUGGCACUAAACAAUAAAGUUUGUUUUGGUCCACAAAAAUUUUGAAAUCCGUGGACAGUUUUUUCAUAGUGCGCAUUUCCAUGAACUUGACGAAGACCCCUCAUUUACAGGAAUACAACACAAGCUAGAGAGAUGUUCCAAAACUUUUGAUACUCUGAAGACAGAAUUCUACAGCCCAGAGCUGUCAGGUGAACUGUCCUAAGUGAUCACUCAAUUGUCUAUUUUCCAUACUUGAACCUUUGAGAAGACAUCAAGUGCUAGAUUAUUUAUAUUUCUAUAGGGAGGUCCUGAGCACACCUCCAGGACCUUAUUUGCAGACACCGAUGCUGGAAGAUGGGAGCUUUGGAUAAGAAAGGUGUGUGACGUUUUCAGCACAUUCUCGCCGUUAGCCCCUACAUGUGCGGCAGGAGCAGUGGUAGCGCCUCAGGGGCCCACUGCUGGCUGCGCCUCUUUGAGUUUCUCAUCUCCUUGUCGCCCCUGCGGCCAGUUAAGGAGUCCGGUGUUGUGUCCAUCUCUUACUCUUGGUAUUGGUAGGCUCUAGAUCUCUUGGCUUUUCCUGAUGCUGUGCUUCUAGCCAGGCUUUUAAGAAUCUGACCAGUGCAGGGUGGCCUCCAGCAGUGCUGAGCAACCCUCGGUUGAAACGAGCCUUGGCUUCUGAGUGCAUUUGAUGCUGUUUGGGUAUUAGCUCUCUAGUAUUGACAAGAACCCAUACAUCAGACUGGGAAAACAUAUCUUACUUUACAUCUUAUAUAAUAGAUUCAACCUUAGAACUCAGAUGGAAUUCUUCUGUAUGUUUUUAGAGAAAAUUUAAUGAAAAGUCUCAAAUAGUACCAAUUAUUUCCAACUUCCUUUCCUUCCAGAACAGAUUUCUUGCAAGUGAGGUUAAUUGUUUCCUGGGUGUCUUUCUACUUCCUUUGUUCUUUACAUCACUCUGAAGUUUCCUUAUUUUUUGCAAGAACUCUUUCUUUUAUUAAUUUCAGUACUUUAUGUUGCCUUAAAGAAAUUCUUUGGAAUGGUAGAAUUUGUAUUCAUGCUAAAUUUUUUUUUUUCCUGAUCUAAAAAUGUUAAGAUUUUAAAAAAUUUUGUUCGGUGUUAACAUGGAUAUUUUCUGCUGUGGGUUUCUCUCUCUUUCUUUCUUUUUUUAAUUUGAUAGGUAGACAGAGAGAGGGGGCGGAGAUGUUCCCUCUCCUGGCUCACUUCCGCAGUGCUCACAGGUGGCCAGGGUUGGGCCGGGGCGGCCGGGGCUGAAGCCAGGAGACAGGAAUGUAGUCCCUGUCUUCCACAUGAGUGUCGGGAGCCCAGUCACUUGAGCCAUCACUGCAGCUCGGCAUAGUGUGCCUUGCAGCAGGCUGAGAAUCAGGAGCCAGAGCUGGGAAACAAACCCAGGCAUUCCAGUGUGGCAUAUAGGCUGCUUCUGCACUGGGCUGACCACUGGGCUCCUGACGUGUUUUUAAGGGGAAUUUGGUCCCCAUUUUGGCAUAUGCUGGGCCAAAUUGUUGUAGCAGAGCUUUGUUCUUGAUUGACUAGUCAUUAAUUAUUGGCCAUUUGAACUAAUACAACUUUAAUUUUCUUUUCCUUACCCAGAGGUCAUUUUGUAUAUGUAUAACAAACUGGUUAGUGUGGCUUCCUUUUCUGAAAAUCAGAGAUUCUCAAAUGAGUUCAGGUUUAGUAUAAACAUCAGCUGUUCUUUGUGAGUUCAAAGAAUUGCAAAAUGAGUAAAGUAAGUAGCACUCCUGUUGAGGAAGUAUUACCUAAUUAUACACAGCAAUCUCCGAGACCUGUUAUGAAAAAUCAUUUCCUUUGCUCUGAGGUCAUUCGGGUUGCUGUAAAUACUAACUGAAUCAGAGGAACUUUGAGAUUAUUAAUAGAUAGUAUUAUGUUUCUCUAGUGUAGUUGAUUGUGUUUCUCAUUUUGAAGGCAAAACUAUCAACAUUUAAAAAAAUGCAUUUCUCGCCACAUUGGCUGGAGAGAGCCACCUGGCCUAAGUAAGAGUCAGGUGUGAAAAACAAUUUCAGGGUAAAUUUUAGUAUUUCAGCUAUUGCUAUUAAGAAAAUUAGAUUUACUGAAAUGAUUGUUUCAAAAGAGCCAGCUUUUGCAGCAUUGUCUCAUAAUGGAUUGUUCUUUAAGGUGAUAGGUUAAACCUUGAGCUGCAUUGGAAGACGCACAUCGCUGCUUUGAAGUGUUAUUUCAGCCAGCUAUUCUUUGUCCCCCAGCUCCUCAAAGGUAGUUGUUUGCCUUUGAAGCUUCCCAGGCAUGAUUCUCACCAGCCACUCCUUUCCCUUCAGAUAGUGCCCAGUUCCCACCCCUGCCCCCCUUCAUGGACAGGUCAGUGUAUUCCUGCCCCUGCUUUGUCCCACGCUAAUGCCUCCUUGAUCUGCAUUCAAACUACCUGGAAAUCACAAAAGAAUGGAUGAAGAUGUUCUAACCAUGAUCUCUUGUUCAAAAUGUCACCUGGUGGUGUCUGUCACCUGUUACUAAAUCCUCCCCUGGAAGGACUUAGUGGCAUGCUAGUCUCCAGCAUGUGCCUAAUCCUCCACCUCUCCCGCUGCUGGAGGACGGGCCCGCACGGGCCGGGGUCCUACCAUGAAGCCACCGGCUUCGCUCCCGCCAGCCCCUUCCCCAUCGCAUUAGGGCUUUGUGACUCUUGUGACAGGUCUUGUGUUUGACCAUCUUAGAAAACCACAUUCAGAAAAUGUCGUUGUGUUGUCAUUAGCAAAUAGACCAGCAUUGAACAGAUUUAAAAAGCUGGCUUUAAUGUAACAUCUUUGAGCCCACCAAAAAACCGAAAAUACCUACUUUGGACUGAACUUUAAGGCAAAGUCACCAGAGUUUGUAAAAUGUUUUGAAGGGAGGUACCUAAUGGAAGAAUCUAGAUUUAUAGGCAUGUGAACGGUGGUUCAAUCUAAAACUGAAGUGUGGUGAAAACCCAGACACGUUCCAUGUCCUUAAUAGUUUCAGUAAUCAGAGUAUUAGACCCGACUUUAUUUGCAAUUUGUCCAACCCAGAGAUUUUAUUUUGGUACAAAUAUUAAGCAUAGAGCAUAGUAAGUUUUAUAUACUUCUAUCAGUUCAUUAAAUAAUAUUAUGAAAUUUUCAUUAUGUUCCUGGGGAGUCUUUUUAGCUAUGUCUACCUCAUUUAUGAGGUCUCUUCUAUAUUUGAUUUUGCAUAAUAGCAUGUGAUUGCCUGCCUUAGAACUAUGUAUGGGGGUGGGAAGGGGAAGCAAUAUUACCUUCAAAGAAGUUUUUGUUUUUAAUGGAAGAAUUGUUUUACUAAUACUUUUCUCCCUGUAAUGUUUGAAACAUAAAGGGGAAAGGGUGGCAAAUAACAUUGAUCUCAACAGAGUAGAAGUGAUAAGAGUAGCAUCCCUUUACCAAUCUCCUCUAAGAGUUUAGAAUUGUCAACAGGUGAGAGCAAUGGUUCUCAAACUGUAGCCAGCACCAGAAUUACCUCAAGGUCUUGUUCAAGUAGAUUGCUGGCCUCCCUAGCCAGUUUCUGGCUCGGGGCUAUGGCCUGAGCGUUGGCUUGGCCAGGAAGCUUCCCCCGCUGUUCCCUUGCUGCUGGUCUGAGAACCACAGGUCUGGCACAGGUCUGCGGGUCUUUCCCACAUGCAUCCGUUUACUUAGUGUACAAACUAGGUCUUCGGGGACACUUGUCUAGUUCUGAGGCCAUGAGUGCAAUAUUCCUGGAGGAAGAGCUCAAUGCCUUUGGCCUGGCUGCCAGCCGCUCCAGGAGCUCUUCCCUGCUGGGGCUCCAUGCCCUGCUUCCACAUCGGGAUGAAGGCUGGAAGCCAGGCCUGUGUCUCAUGUGCUCAGGGUCUGUGUUGGUGACCUGUCCGCAUGGGAGGAAGCCAUCCACACACCUCGAGCCCACGAGGUGCCUGGCCUGGGGUCCCUGUCCCUUGCGGGCAUCCAAAUCAACAGGUGACCCAUGAGUGAGGUCUUGUGCGGUUUUAGUCUGAAUUAUUUGGGGGGCAGGAGUGAGAGCACAGGAUUGACUUUUCAAAUGAUGCAUUUCUCAGGUUCCCAAAGCUAUUUUGGAUUUUGCCAUGCCAGCAGGUAUCAGGGAGAGCCCAGAGUGGUGUGUGGGAGCAGGAAAGGAAUAAUUGUCUCUGAUAACUCUGCUACCUUAAAAAAAUUUUUUUUUGAUUAUUUUGCAAAACAGGCUAGGGACUCUGCCAUCUGUGCAGCGUGAAUGACCCGUAAAUCUGAAGUGCGCAUGUGUGAGCAAAUUAUCAUCAAGAAAGAAACCACCUAAUAGAACCUUGGCUACUUUUAAAUGUGUGUGUAUAAUGUUGUCAUGGCCAUUGCUCCCUGGACUGCGCCUUGUGGGACAUAUUGGGCUCUGCCUCGGUUUUGAUUUGACUUGGAAUUUUCUGAGAUUCUAGAAAGAGGGAAAAAAAAUCUGUGUUUUGGGGGUGAUAGAACUGGAAUGACUUGGGCCAUCAAGGCACAUAUGCCGCCACCAUCAUCAAGUGUUGCUGGGCCUCGGGCUUCCUGAAGCCCACUUCCCAUUGAGGAGGGCGCAGACAUGACUCUGUGUGCAGGCCCUGCUUCAGGGGAGCUGUGAUUCCACAGACACGCUGCACACGAAGCCUUGCGUGCAAAGACCUGUACUUGUCUUUCUAAGA
This is a messenger RNA of Ochotona curzoniae (black-lipped pika), 12706 nucleotides long. It is a transcript of the gene HELZ, whose product is annotated as helicase with zinc finger. Gene Ontology annotation, cellular component: P granule; cytosol. The record is from RefSeq and is a predicted model, not a curated record. Bases 185 to 6034 code for a protein of 1949 amino acids. Gene Ontology annotation, biological process: regulatory ncRNA-mediated post-transcriptional gene silencing. The transcript has 33 exons. Gene Ontology annotation, molecular function: protein binding; metal ion binding; hydrolase activity. NCBI's taxonomy places the organism in Eukaryota, Metazoa, Chordata, Mammalia, Lagomorpha, Ochotonidae.